Molecule: messenger RNA, 1488 nt
Organism: Daphnia magna
Lineage: Eukaryota; Metazoa; Arthropoda; Branchiopoda; Diplostraca; Daphniidae
Exons: 8
Coding region: 244-1170 (308 amino acids)
Source: RefSeq, a predicted model, not a curated record
GGCGACUUAGUAUGUGAUUUUGAUGUUCUUAAAGAACUUUUCCAAAAUGAAAUUGACCGUGGCAAUCUUCAAGAACAAAAAAAAUCAAAACAAAAGAAAGCAGUUAAUGUUGUUAAUUAUCAGCUGCUCUACAAGUUACCAAGUACAUUUGAUCAAUCAAUUCAGCAGAAACUAAAGCAUGGGGAAGAGAAAUUGCUCCUUAAUGAAUAUGCAACUUUUUCCAGGGAUCUGUCGAGGCCAAUAAUGUCUCUGACUAAAAGUCCAGACUCAUGUUUUAUUGCAUUUGUAGUAGAAAGAGCAAUGUCGAAAUAUCCUCUUGUUGUGAUUGCUGAUCCUAAUGAUCCAGGACCAACUAAGCGGCUUCUUGUUGAGAAGAUAAGAGCAAUUUGUGGUAGGCAGCGCCGCAAAGGAGGAGGGCAAUUGAGUACAAAAGGUGGACGUCCCCCAAAGGUGAAGGCUUCCAAUAUGUCAUUGAAAACAUUAGGGCCCGGAAGGAAUCACAGGGGUGUUGAAGAAUUUGAUGACACAAAUUUUGAUUGGCUAUCCUACCACGAAAAUGUUUUAAAAAUGUUUGAGCUGACAAACGAGUCUCCAACUGCUACUCCAGCUUUAUUGCAGCUUUGGAAAUCAACUUUUUCUGGUCGAAGAAGGGAGCUCGAAACCAAUGUGCUUCCUCAAGGCGUAUUCCCUGUUAUAAAUACCCGAUGCCCUAUUCUCAUACUACAACAAUGCUUACUGGAAGAAUUCGAUUUGAUAUGUGGACCGGGAACAUGCAGGAUCUUUCGAGAAAACUGGCUCAAGUUAGUUCCAAGUAUCAUUGAUAUUGCUGGGAAGCAAAAGAUUUCGAAUAAAGUUGCUAAAAUUCUACAUCGUUAUCGUUAUUUGGAUUCACCUGAUUUCGAAACUAGUUCUUGCGCAGCCCUAGAGCUGCUUCCAUCAUUACUGCCAACUAGAAAACUGAAGGAUUCCUGUAGAUUUUUCUUCGACUGCCAUGAGGACUCAGUUAAUUUGGCUGAAGCAAUAAGGAAGCCCCAUCGCGAGUCACCCUUCAUUCUCAAACACGGGUCUUCGUUCCAUAUCAUUGCUGAUAGCAAACCGUAUUUAUACGUUUCUGGAGAAUCGAUGGAGGCCAUCCUUUCCCUCAUAGCAACUUAUUAUGUGUUUCACUAGACCUACGCGAAGGAAGUGUCAACCACAUUACAGUUUAUUCAAAGUGAAGUGCUUGCUGCGGACGACCCGGAUACCAAAUAUGCAAAUUCAUUAACGGUAUUUGUCCAAAAUUUGCGCAAAUUAGCUGCAUGUAAUGCGGAGUAAAAUGUUCGUAGCUCGUGCUCGUUGUGUCCAUCCUGCCUCUAAUUAUGUCAAAUCGACCUGUUGAAUGUUAAUCCAGAUUGUUAAAGUGUGUUACUUUCGUGGCAGAUCUAAGUGCUGAUCGAGCGCGGAAUGUCAAAGCCUAAUGUAUGUUUCUUAUUAAACGGAAAUUAUAUC